Molecule: messenger RNA, 1890 nt
Organism: Colletotrichum fioriniae
Lineage: Eukaryota; Fungi; Ascomycota; Sordariomycetes; Glomerellales; Glomerellaceae
Source: RefSeq, a predicted model, not a curated record
AUGCAGCCAAAAGCUCCCAUCCAGCAACCUGAAGUCUCUGACGAUGAUUCCGGUGCAGAUACCGUCCGAGCUAUCGAAACAUCACCGACAAUCUUGGCGCAGUCAACGGGAUCUCAACACAACCAGCCCCAACCUGGAACUCAGAACGUCUCAAUCCGACCCAUUCCCAUUCGCUUGACCAACCCAGUGAGAUACUCGUCCGAGUACUCUACCUCUCCGGACUCGGCGACUCCAUUCAUUCAGUCCAUGACCUCCUCAUACGAAGCACAACCUCCUUGGCCGUCGCGCGAGCAUACCCCGCCUUCUGGGUCUGAGGAUGGUCCGCCCAAAGGCACGCAGCUGCCGUCAACGGCCGAGCAGCCCCCCAAGAAGCAAGAUGAGCCCUCGGAUGAGCAACCUCAACCUCAACUGCAACCGGAACCACAACCGCAAUUAAGCGAUCAACUUCCUACCGACACGGAACCCGCACCCCAAUCACAAAAUGUGCCUUUCAUCGAUGAUGCCAGCUUGUCCAAAGACUUCGAACAAUACGAGAAGGGAAGCAAGCUGGUGCUCACCUACCAAGCUCCGCGCCGACCUUACGGUCGUUCCGAGUAUCCCAAUCCUCCAGGCAUCGACAGCGAUGACACAGUUUUGUCCGAAGCCGAAAAGCGCCUCUCUCGCACUGGCUUGGUCUAUCACGACCGACAUAUCAGCAAUCCUAUUGCCGGCCAAUACAAGGCCACUGUCCACCUCACCGUCAUGAAAACCAUAUCCGGUGGGCCGGUUGCUGGCACCCAGGUCAUUCUGUGCAAAGUUGACGAAGCCAAUUACGAUGACGGGAUGUCCAAGAAACAAAAAGGAACCUUGCUUCGAAGUGUUUCACUCUUGAGAACGAAAAGCACACGGGUGAAGAAGCGAUUCGCCAGGUCCUCGAUAGCGAACUUGUUCAGCCAGGAGAAUGCGGGUAGUUCCUCUCUAUCUCGAGGGACUGGGAGUAAGAAAGAACCAGACGUCGCCGGCAAGGCCCCAGUUGUGGAAUCUUUCGACGGUGAACGCUUGACCGUGGGUCAGCUUGCAGUCAUCAAGGUGUACGAUGCCAUGUUCUACCCUUUCCAGUACGGAAUGUAUCAAGGGCCCUGGAAGGUGACAUCUAGAGCCGAUCAGGAGCACAGUCGCGAGGCCGGUGCUUAUAAGCAUCUCUGGACUCACAAGAAGACUGGAUAUUCACACCUUGCACCUCAAUACUACGGAUCCUGGGCCAUCAAGCUGACGACUACAAAUUCAGUUGUGGAGGACAAGCAACGAUUCGCCAGAGCCAUCAUCAUGGAGUACAUUGAAGGCACCAGCAUUGAGGAGCUUUGUUUCCGGACCGCCAAAGAAUACCUUCUAGUUCCUCGAAACAUGAAGGAGUGCAAGAUGGCCGAUGGCACCACUUGGGAUUUUGAUAGGAAAGUUCGCUUGGAAGUCUUCAAGGAGCUCCUGGAAGGCUACGUGAAUAUGCUUCAUCACGGGGUCAACAUGCGUCUCGAUCCCCAAAACAUUCUUCUCACGGGUAAACGCGGAGAUGAGGUUCUCGAUGCAGAGCACCCUCGUGUUGUGGCAAUUGACUAUGUCGAUGCGAUGAUCGACGAUGAGAGGAAGGAGCCUCUCAGGAUCUACCAAAUUUGGAAGAAGCCGCCUCAUCCCUGGGGCGAGACGUCUUUGCCAAAGAUGCAAUACUUUCACGGCUGGUUUCCCCAUCAUUGGAAGCCUGCGCACUUCGACAGCUGGCUAAUUCGCACUUUCGGACAACUUGACGACCCGAAAUAUACGAAUCCCAAUAUUUCGAAGAACCCUAAGCUGUCGAAGGCCCGUCAGGCAUCAAAGCAACCUGAACUGGACCAAGACUCUCAACCUUCGCAUUCUUGA